CACGUACGCGCGAACGGGAUGAUGGGACGGGACGUAAAGGUCAACGUCCACGGAAGUGAAUCGAGUCAGUGAGCGUACAGCGUAACGUUCAACAUGUAAAACCGCACCAAUCUACACCUGGACUCAGUACAACAACUUUACGCAAGCUUAAAACUGACAACCAAAAUCUACGCAAUGAAGAACGCAACCCUGAUAAUCUUCAUUUUGUUGGCGGGAAACCUGUUGACGUUGUUUUACGCCUUCUCUGGGAAGUUCAGUACCUUGGGCAGUUACGUCACAAGAGGAUUAGCCAAUCAGAGAGCAGAUACGAGCCAUUACCAAGCAAUCCCGACAGCUCACGAACAUGUUCACGAUCUUUCGCGGAUGUUACCGAGGCCAGUCGACUUUGAACACGCCGACGUUAAUGACAGCAAACCACACAAGGCCCGUCUGCCACCUAAGGUGACCGAGUCUCCCGAACAACAAGAAGGCAGUGUCUUAAUUCUAACACCCGUUGCUGGAAAAAUCCGUGCAGUACCAAAAUACCUUUCUUUGGUGAAGUCCCUUACGUAUCCACGAUCUAAGAUAUCCAUAGCAAUCUUAAUGAGCAACAUACACGACGAUGAGUCUUUAAACAACAUACACUCCAUGAUGGCGGAGUUGAACGAUAAAUUCAGAAGUGCCCGGUUGUUUAGAAAAGACUAUGAGAAGGUCGUGAUUGGUCAAGAACGGCACUCGGAAUGGAUGCAGAAGGAAAGGAGAAGCAUUCUUGCGCAGAGUCGGAAUCAGUUACUUCUCCGGGCACUGGGAGCGGAAGAGUGGGUUUUAUGGUUUGACUUUGACCUGGUCGCCAUCCCGCCAAACAUCACCGAGACGUUGAUAGGAGCCGACAAGCCCAUAGUCGCCCCUCACUGCGUCUGGGGACCGGACAAUGACACAUACGACCUGAAUUCGUACCAGGAAACUCUAGAAUUUCAGAAGUGGAAGAAAGAGAUGCAGAAGACGGACGAGGAGCUCCUCCUUGCGGGUUAUGCCGACUCUCCACCCGGCAGACUGUACAUGCGAGACUUGAGGAGCAAGGGCCUUACGCUGACGGAGUUGGACGCAGUUGGUGGCACCUGUCUGUUGGUCAAGGGUCGUCUCCAUAGAGACGGACUCAUUUUCCCGCCUUACGUCAUGGAUAACAAAUUGGAAACUGAGGGUCUGGUCGCCAUGGCGAAGAAAAUGGGCUAUCAGGCUUACGGAAUGCCACAGGUUAUCAUUCGGCACUGA
Molecule: messenger RNA, 1251 nt
Organism: Branchiostoma floridae (Florida lancelet)
Lineage: Eukaryota; Metazoa; Chordata; Leptocardii; Amphioxiformes; Branchiostomatidae
Product: mannan polymerase complex subunit mnn9-like
Exons: 6
Coding region: 175-1251 (358 amino acids)
Biological process (GO): protein N-linked glycosylation; cell wall mannoprotein biosynthetic process
Cellular component (GO): mannan polymerase complex
Molecular function (GO): alpha-1,6-mannosyltransferase activity
Source: RefSeq, a predicted model, not a curated record